Anopheles cruzii is the source of this 3609-nucleotide messenger RNA. Its product is annotated as interference hedgehog-like. NCBI's taxonomy places the organism in Eukaryota, Metazoa, Arthropoda, Insecta, Diptera, Culicidae. Gene Ontology annotation, molecular function: protein binding. Gene Ontology annotation, biological process: axon guidance; cell-cell adhesion. The transcript has 7 exons. The record is from RefSeq and is a predicted model, not a curated record. Gene Ontology annotation, cellular component: plasma membrane; axon. The coding region runs from base 1 to 3543 and encodes 1180 amino acids.
AUGUGUUCCGCUGUCCACGACGAUCGUUUCGGUGACGGCGUCACCAGCCAUCACUGCCCGUCCACCAGCCAACGAACCAACCAACCGACGUCGUCUCGAAUAGCUCCCAGGGCAGCGCUACCGGUAGAGGAAGCCACAACAAUCCGGACACCCCGGCACCGCACCAGCCGCACGGCACACUUCCGACGGAUAGCACACGGGUGGCCGGGUGGUCUGUCGGUGGUGCUUCUACUCUGCCUAGCGCUUAGCGAUCGACUCUGGGUGACGCUGGGGUCUCCGGCCCAGUCAUACCCACCGUCGUCGUCCGCCACAACCCAUCACACACAUCAUCACGCCCAGCAGCAGCAGCAUCACCAUCAAGCGCGGAACCAGGGAGCGGCGGCGUCGGGGGAUGAGCAUCCGCACAACCACCACCAUCACCACUCGGGAUCCUCGGCGCCGGGGUCAUCGCAGUCUAGGUCCAACAACGGCGGCGGGCCCGGUGGCAGCAGCAGCAGCAGCAGUGGCAUCGGGGUGUACAUGAUCCGCUCGCCCGAGUCGACGAUCGCCCCGGCCGACGAUGAGGUGCUGUUCGAGUGCGAACUCAACCUGGUGCCCGAGCGGCUCGAGUGGCGGUUUCGGGCCCAAGGGACGCCCGGUAACCGGAAGGAUUACGUGUACAUCGGCAAAAACCAAUCCGGCUACAACGUCAGCACCGUCGACGGGCGCUUCAAGCUGCGGGUAUCAGUCAGCGAUGGGACGAUCGGAGAGUACCAGUGUGUGGCGUGGUUUGGUGCGUCGGCGAUCGCUUCGAUACCGGCCCGGUUAACUCUCGCCACGAUCGGACCGGUGGCGGACCAAGCGGACAUGAUGUCGGUCGCCACGGGUGGCGGCCGGUAUCCGGAUCCGCGCUCGCCGACGAUGAUGCGGCGCGUGCUGCCGACAAUUCCGCAGCAACACUUCAAGGUGUACCCCGGCAACAGUAUUAUCGUCGAUUGUGGCGAAAUUGUCUCGAACCCGCCGCCAAUCUGGAGCUACUACAAGGACGGCAUCACGAUCUACCCGAACGUGACGCAGCUGCAGCCGGGCCGGCGGCUCAUACUGGCCGCGCUGACGCAGCGGGACUCCGGCACGUACUGGUGCUCGGCCCUUAACUCCAUCACCGGCAACGAGGUGAUCCUGCCGCAGAAAACUACCGUCCAAGUGGACUACGUGGCCCGCUCGGAACCGCGCGCCAUCAGUCGCCCGGUGAACGUGUCCGCCCUGCCGGGCGACACGGCCCUGCUCGAGUGCCCCGGGAUCGGUAACCCCGUCCCGGUGCCGAGCUGGACCCGAGCGAACGGAAUCCCGCUGAAUGCGCGGGCCCGCAUCCAGGACUACGGGCUGCAGCUGUCGAACGUCCACCCGGAGGACGACGGGGUGUACCUGUGCCGGCUGCAGAACGGCAUCGAGCCCGCCCUCACGCACGCGGUCCGGUUGACGGUGCUGGAACCACCGAAGAUCAUCGCGCCGCCCCGGUCGACGCUGACGAACGAGAGUGACAGCCUGGAGCUGGAGUGUGUGGCUCGGGGAUCACCGCGGCCCGAGAUCUACUGGAUGAUCAACGGGGACUACACGAAGUGGGACGCACUGAUCCGAUCGAACGGGUCCCGGAUGGUAAUCCAGUCGGUCGAGAAGCGGCACGCCGGAAUCGUGCAGUGUUUCGCUCGCAACGCGGUCGGCGAGGCGAGCGAGGGUAACCUGCUGCAGGUCAACCCGAAGCAGAUUCCAGGCGGCCUUGGGACGGCCCCGCUCGGGUCCGUCCCGUCCGGGGCGAAGGUGGGCGGAGAGCAUUCGCCGAAGCGGAAGGGAGGAAAAAAACACAAACACCUCGUGAUGAUACCGCCAUCGCGGCCGAACAUCACGCGCCUCUCGGACGAGUCGGUGAUGGUGCGCUGGUCCGUCCCCUCCAGCGACGGGCUGCCGAUCCAGUUCUUCAAGGUGCAGUACCGGAUGCUGGGUGACCCGGCGAAGAACGUCGCACGCACCCAGUGGAUGACGGAGAACGAGGACAUUCCGCCGUACACGCGCUCGUACGAGGUGAACAACCUGAAAUCGGACCACCUGUACCGGUUCCGGAUCGUGGCCGUGUACUCCAACAACGACAACAAGGAAGGGGCCGCCUCGGGCAAGUUCCACCUGCAGCGCGGCUCGCAGCUUGGGCUGACCAAGAGCCAUCUGCUCGCGCCCACGCUGACCCGCAUCGAGCCCGUCUCGCAGCAAGCGGUCGUCCUGCACUGGCAGUUCCCGCUGCACCUGCCGCACCCGAUCGACGGGUUCUACGCGUACUAUCGAGCCGCCACGACGGCCGGCGAGUACUCGAAGGCCACGGUUGACAGCAGCACCGCGCGCCACUUCAAGAUCGACCACCUCGAGCCGGGCACGGCGUACGAGUUCAAACUGCAAUCGUUUACCGCUGCGGCUGCGUCCGAUUUCAGUGCCAUCCUGACGGGCCGCACCCUGAAGCCACCCACACCGCCACCGACCGUGCCGACGGUCAUUGCCGCGUCCGAGGGCGCCGACGGCCGACAGGAAGUGCCGAACUACAUGCUCGUCGUCGCCUGUCUGCUGAUCGUCACCGGUCUGAUCGUGCUGCUGCUGUGCUGUUGCAUUGGCCGGCGGAAGAAACGUGGCCACGGAGCAGAUGAAACCGACGCCAAGGUGCACAUCCCGGUCGAUCAGAACGGGUUCGCGGGCCCGGUCAGCAACGGGGGCGCCCGGGUCCAUCAUAAAACGCGCGCCAACGGCAUGAACGGCCGCAUGAACAUCACGCCCAAUCCGCUGGCCCAGGACGGCGACAAGAAUCGCACCGUGAUGGAGCUGCGCUUUCUGCCCAACACGCUGGUCGAGGCCGACCACGACCGCGGCGCGUCCCUGCCCGGCGGGGCCGGUGGGUGGCGGCGCAAGAAGGCCGCCGCUGCCGCUGCCGCCGCCAGCUCGCCGCAGUCACCACCACCUGAGCCAGCCGAACCGGAAGCGGAACCGGAGCGUACCGAUGGCGGCCCGGCCGUCGAAGCGACCGUCGCCGGCGACGGGCACGGCGAUGACCAUGACAACAACGACGACGACAACGAUGCCACCGCGGCGACGGCGGCGAUGAACAGCUGCGGCGUUCCGAUGGUGCUCGGUCAGCAGCAGCCACAUCCGCCGCCGGAGCACUUGAUGCUGAUGUCGCUGCCGCACCGCCGCACCCUCGAGCGGGGCGUCCGGACGAUGGCGAACGGCGGGACACAGUACGACCAGAAGAUGAUGCUCGAGGCGGAAGGCGGCGGCGGUCCCCCGGCACGCAAUUCCUCCAUCCGCCGGGCACGGCGCGGUUCCGGGUCCGUCCCGGGAAGCCCCCGGAUCGGGCGCGGUCCCAGUUCGGAGCUACUGCACCAGCAACAGGGAGGAGGGAGCGUUACGGUGACCCGGUCCCCGAUGCCGAUGCGAGCCGCCGCCGGUGUGAAGCGGGGCGCGGCCGCCGCCCGGUUGGGCCGGGCCGAGAACAUGUCCUCGGGCAGCCUGAACAGUAUUGAGGUAUGAGAAUGACCUCCCGUCACCGGCCGGCCGCCCUGGCGGUGGCCGGACGAGGACGAACCCUGCGCUCCC